AUGGAGAUAUCGAGUUUGAGGCAAACGGUGAAGAAGUCGGAGCCGAUUGUACGGGUGAAGAAGUCUGAACCGUACGAAGCAGCGGUCAAGCACGAGCCGGUGGCGAAGUGCAAAUCGGUGGUCAAGUCCGAACCGGCGCCGAAGUACGAGUCGGUGGAAAAACUCGAACACACGUCCUCGCCACCAUCGGGACCCCUUACCAACCGUUUCCCUAUCGCGAUCGCGGGCAGGAGCUUGGUCGAUAUCAGCUCCCUUCUGACGACGCCGCCCCAUAUCCUGAAGAAGCAGAUCCCAGCAUACACGCUGAAGUCUAUACACGGCUGCGGGUUCUCCGUGAUUACGCUCAGGGUUUAUUGGCCAGGAUACGAGGUUCUGAACUACAAGCAACAGGUCUGCGUGGCGGGCAGGACCGACGGAGACAUUGCGCGUGAUGUCGCACAGGUGUUGGUGGAAUUCAUGAAGAGCGCACUUGUCUCACCGUGUAGUGCUGCACAAUUCGCGAUCACCCCAACCUCGGGGUACAUGAACUUGGAGCGCCUAUGCCUCUGCGCCAUCCAUCAAGUGAAGAACGAGGGCGAAGAGUGGAUGCUGAUCAGGGCGUCGUUUUUUCUGUAG
Trametes versicolor FP-101664 SS1 is the source of this 615-nucleotide messenger RNA. RefSeq lists its product as uncharacterized. Lineage: Eukaryota; Fungi; Basidiomycota; Agaricomycetes; Polyporales; Polyporaceae. The transcript has 4 exons. The record is from RefSeq and is a predicted model, not a curated record. The coding region runs from base 1 to 615 and encodes 204 amino acids.